GCUUCAGAAUGAUAGGACUGGGUCGCCGGCUGGGCAGCAGGAUGCUCCUCUGCCUCUUCUCACUCCCCAGGGCUGUGCCCCAUCGGGUAAGCAACUCCCUGGGUGUGAGGGGAACUGGCGUCCACCACAGGACAGGUCCUGGCCGUGCCCAGGGCAGUGGUCUGAGAACUAGUCACUUGCGCAGUUGUUAAAUGUGGGCUCCUGGGCCCCUUCCCAGACCUCUCAACACACUCUAAGCCCGGGGCAUGGGAAUUCAGUGCUCUUCAGGUGAUUUUUAAAAAUAGGUCAGCUUUAUUGCUAUAUAAUACACAAACCACAGAAUUCACCAAUUUAAUGUGUACAAUUCAACACUUUUUAGCAUAUUCAAAACCAUCAUCCUAAUCAAUUUUAGAACAUCUCCAUCACCUUAGCAGUCACUUCUCAUCACCGCCCGCCCCCACGCCCCCAGCCCCAGGUAACCACUAAUCUACUUUCUGUCCUAAUAUGUGGUCUUGUAUCUGGCGUCUUUCACUUACGUAAGGUUUUCAAGGUUCACCUAUAUCGCAGUAUGCAUCAGUGCUCAUUCCUUUUUAUUGCAAAUAAGAUUCCAUCAUAUGGAUAUGCCACAUUUUAUUUACCCAUCAGCAGCUGAAAAACAUUUAGGCUGUUUCCACUUUUGAUGAUUAUGAAUAAUACUGCUACCGACAUUGCCGUUCAAGAUUUUAUGUGGACAGGCUUUCAUUUCUCUGCUCUCCAGCUGACUGUGACACACACCAAACAUGGUGGUGGGUGGUGCCCAGCACGUAGGUGCCAGCUCAGACACUGCCCAGCUCCUCUUGGAGGUGAGAGAAGCCUCACACUGUCUGGUUGGGUCACUGACUGGCCUCACCUUUUCCAGAGUGUUCUCAGCCCUCAAGGUCGCUCACCAACCCUCCAACCUUUAUCUAAGCUGGCUCAGGACCAGCAGGCAGGGAGGAAGGAGCGGCAAGACCGGCUACCUCUACCUGGCAGCCAGCCAAGCAUCACGGUGGCUUACCUUGCAGGAGGUGGGUCCCACCAUGGUGGGCGACGAGUACUCCGAUCCAGAGCUGAUGGAGCAUUUGGGGGCCUCAAAAAGAGGCGUCCUGGGAAACAACUUCUACGAGUACUACGUCAGUGACCCUCCUCGAAUAGUCCUGGACAAGCUGGAACGCAGGGGCUUCCGUGUGCUGAGCAUGACAGGGGUGGGCCAGACGCUGGUGUGGUGCCUGCACAAGGAGUGACCCUCACUGUGAGGUGCGGACAGGGCACCCCUUCUCUGAGUGGUUGCCUAUGGGUCCCGAUCCCAAGCCCCGCCUCACUCACUCCCCUGCCCCUCUUCCCAAAUUGUCAUUUCCCUUGGACCAGCACCACUGGGCAGUGAAUGGCCUCUGAAACCUGCUCCCAGCUGCCCCUCCACCUUCCAGCUGGUGAGGGUUCCGGAGGAGUCCAUGUUCAUGGGCAGGCUGAGGGGCUGGCAAGAGCCAGGCUGCCUUUGUCAGGAGCACUGGCCCUGGGACUGGGGGGUGGGUCCUGUGCAGCUAGUCUAAGCCAAUAAAGGGCUGUGAUGAUUGGUUGAUUCUAA
Myotis brandtii (Brandt's bat) is the source of this 1582-nucleotide messenger RNA. RefSeq names its product GTP cyclohydrolase I feedback regulator (gene GCHFR). Gene Ontology annotation, cellular component: nucleus; cytoplasm. Gene Ontology annotation, molecular function: GTP cyclohydrolase binding. The record is from RefSeq and is a predicted model, not a curated record. Bases 759 to 1241 code for a protein of 160 amino acids. Gene Ontology annotation, biological process: negative regulation of biosynthetic process. Lineage: Eukaryota; Metazoa; Chordata; Mammalia; Chiroptera; Vespertilionidae. The transcript has 2 exons.